This is a messenger RNA of Frieseomelitta varia, 1672 nucleotides long. RefSeq names its product pre-mRNA-splicing factor 38B. The transcript has 6 exons. The record is from RefSeq and is a predicted model, not a curated record. Lineage: Eukaryota; Metazoa; Arthropoda; Insecta; Hymenoptera; Apidae. Gene Ontology annotation, cellular component: precatalytic spliceosome. The coding region runs from base 299 to 1480 and encodes 393 amino acids.
AUAUAAAAUAAUACACAUGCGAAUGAAACCGGAUGUAUACAUUCUUUGGGCAUGCGCAUUACUGUAUUGUGACUUUUUUUUUCCGCUUUCCAUUGACGUCAGUUUUCCAUAUACUUGCAGAAAAACGUUACGCGAGCUUUUAAAGUUUAGUAUUUAAUUAUUUUCAAUUUACAAAUAUACCUGGUUUUUGUUGUAUUUGUAAACUUCAUAAGUCUUGUGUGAAAUAAAACGUUUGUAUGGUGAGUUCGAUCUGUUGAAAAUUUCAUCGUAAAACUUGUUCAAAGUUUACGAUACAAGUAUGCAAGUACAAGAAGCAGAAGGAGCUGAUGGUUCACCGUGGAACAAUUCGAGUGGUUGCGAUGAGGAACGUCGGCCAGCUCAAAAGGAGGGUAAAAAAUCGAAUAUAUUACCUCUAUGGGGGAAUGAAAGAACAAUGAAUCUGAAUCCGUUAAUUUUAACAAACAUACAGUCAUCACAUUAUUUCAAAGUGAAUUUAUACGAACUGAAAACGUACCAUGAGGUUAUCGAUGAAAUUUACUACAAAGUGUCUCACUUGGAACCAUGGGAGAAAGGAAGCCGGAAAACAGCGGGCCAAACUGGCAUGUGUGGAGGUCGGUUCAUGCAGGUCCGAGGAGUUGGUGCUGGUGGAAUUGUCUCAACAGCGUAUUGUUUACUAUAUAAACUCUUCACCUUGAGGUUAACAAGGAAACAAUUAAAUGGUCUUAUCAAUCAUCUUGAUUCACCAUAUAUUCGGGCAUUGGGAUUUAUGUACAUUAGAUAUACGCAACCACCAGCAGAUUUAUUUAAUUGGUAUAGUGAUUAUUUAGAAGAUGAAGAUGAGUUGGAUGUGAAAGCUGGUGGAGGACAAGUUAUGAAAAUGGGUGAUAUUCUCAAACAAUUUCUUACUAAACUAGAAUGGUUUUCAACCUUAUUUCCAAGAAUACCAGUGCCUAUACAGAAAGAACUCGAACAUCGAUUAGCAGAAAGAUUUCCUCAACAGUCUAUGAAUGCCAGAAAUGCAAAACCACCUAUUACCUUAAAUAGUCACGGAAAAUAUAGUAAUAGCAGUAGUAGGAAAGAUAACGGCAAUCUCACCUCACGGAAUCAACCGCGACAUAUCCCAGACAGUGAAGCUCAGUGGGGUGAGGCUGAAAGAACAAGCCACUGGCGAGCCAGAUCUGAUGAAGACCGCAAGGAUAAGUACAGGGAUCGAGAUCGUGAACGAGAUCGUAUGAGAGAAAGAGAACGAGAACGUGCACGAGAAAGAGAUCGAGAAAGGGAUCGGCAUUGCAGACGAUCGAACAGCCGUGAUCGAAGUCGAAGACAAAGGGAGUAUAGAAGUCGUAGCAGAGACAGGUCACACAGAGACAGAAGUAAAGAUCGUUAUCGUGAUAAAGAUCGCCAUCGGGAUAGGAGAGGUUCGCCUUAUAAUUAUGCAACAGAACUUGCUCGGGAAAGGGAGAGACAACGAAGGGAAUGAAAAUAUAUGCUGACAUGUAUAUAUCGAUAUAAAUGUUUGUACGAGUGUAACUAUAGAGGUGAAAAUGACUUAGAACCGAGCCAUUCAAACACCUGCGUUUUGAGGGAAAACUGUUUGGAGUAAUAGCCUAAAUUUAAUUCAACUAUAUCCAUGUAGUUUACAUGUUUUUAUAAAAUAAAUUCAAGAUUACAA